GGACGGAGGGAGGGGACGCGGGCGGCGGGGCGGGGACUGCUGCUGCUGUGCGCUGUUUGUCCCCGCUCCGCCGCGCGACGAGGAGGGUUCCGUCCGGCCGCCUGCUGCUGCUCCCUCCUCCGUGCGAGGGGACCGGGGCGAUCGGGGCGGGGGCGGGGGAGGUGAUGAGCUUGGGCCGGGGGCUGCGGCGGCGGCCCGGCUGCUGCUGCUGCGGCUGCGGCGGGAGGCGACGGCGGGCCGUUGGAGGGUCUGUCCGGCGGGCCCGGAGCCGGGGGGAUGCAGCGCAGGACGUGUCUGGGCCUGGGUGUAGCUGAUCGGAGAAGAGAGGCAGACACCGCCCGGAGAGGCCGAGGAGCAGCGGAGAAGAGCCACCCUGACAUGCCUUUUGCUCUCCCUCCUCUCCAGCGGCCAUGUUAACCAGAAAACCCUCAGCUAGCGCCGCCGCUGGUGCUGCCUACCCAGCUGGCAGGGCAGGGGACAGCGGCCGCCCGCUGCAGUCUUCCCCAGGCACUGGAGCCGGGGUCUCCCGGGCAGGAGCUGGGACCGGCCCGCCAUCGCCCCUCGCAUUGCCGCCGCUCAGGGCCAGCAACGCCUCCCACACGGUUGGAGGCAGUAAGCACACAAUGAAUGAGCACCUCCAUGUUGGUAGCCAUGGACAAAUCCAGGUUCAGCAGCUCUUUGAAGAUAAUAGUAACAAGAGGACGGUUCUGACAACACAACCAAACGGACUUACAACGCUAGGCAAAUCUGGAUUGCCAGUGGUUCAGGACAGACAGUCAGAGAGUACUCACAGACGACAAGGAAGCUCCAGCUCUUUAAAAUCUACAGAUGGAACAGGCAAGGUGAAAGCCUCUGUUAUCACACCAGAGCAGGCCAUGAAGCAAUACAUGCAAAAAUUAACAGCUUUUGAGCAUCAUGAGAUUUUUAGCUACCCUGAAAUAUACUUCUUGGGUCCAAAUGCAAAGAAACGGCAAGGUGUGAUUGGUGGUUCAAACAAUUGUGGGUAUGAUGAUGACCAAGGGUCUUACAUACAAGUACCCCAUGAUCAUAUUGCAUACAGGUAUGAAGUCCUGAAAGUUAUAGGGAAAGGAAGCUUUGGGCAGGUGGUGAAGGCCUACGAUCACAAGAUGCAUCAGCAUGUGGCACUAAAAAUGGUGAGAAAUGAAAAACGUUUCCACCGCCAAGCUGCAGAAGAAAUUAAGAUCCUGGAACAUCUCCGGAAACAAGAUAAGGAUAACAACAUGAAUGUUAUUCACAUGUUGGAAAACUUCACAUUCCGCAGCCAUAUCUGCAUGACAUUUGAGUUGCUGAGCAUGAACCUUUAUGAAUUAAUAAAGAAAAACAAGUUUCAGGGCUUUAGCCUGCCUUUGGUUCGCAAGUUUGCCCACUCAAUUUUACAGUGCUUGGAUGCUUUGCACAAAAACAGAAUCAUUCACUGUGACCUUAAACCUGAGAACAUUCUGUUGAAGCAACAAGGUAGAAGUGGUAUUAAAGUGAUUGAUUUUGGCUCAAGUUGUUACGACCAUCAGCGUGUCUACACUUACAUUCAGUCACGGUUUUAUCGUGCACCUGAAGUCAUCCUUGGUGCUCGUUAUGGGAUGCCCAUAGAUAUGUGGAGCUUGGGUUGUAUCCUAGCAGAGCUUCUGACUGGUUAUCCACUUUUACCUGGAGAAGAUGAAGGAGACCAGCUGGCUUGUAUGAUUGAACUAUUGGGCAUGCCUUCUCCAAAACUCUUAGAUGCAUCCAAGCGAGCCAAAAACUUUGUGAGCUCUAAGGGUUAUCCCCGCUAUUGCAGCAUCACAACCUUGUCUGAUGGCUCUGUAAUACUUAAUGGUGGACGCUCUCGGAGGGGAAAACUGCGUGGCCCACCAGAGAGCAGAGAAUGGGGUAACGCAUUAAAGGGAUGUGAUGAUCCCCUCUUCCUUGACUUCUUAAAACAGUGUUUAGAAUGGGAUCCUGCUAUCCGUAUGACACCCAGCCAGGCUUUGCGACAUCCCUGGCUAAGGAGACGGUUGCCAAAACCUCCAGCUGGGGAAAAGGCCUCAGCAAAGAGAAUUACAGAGAGCACUGGUGCUAUAACAUCAAUUUCCAAGUUACCUCCGACUUCAAGCUCAGCUUCAAAACUGAGGACUAAUUUGGCACAGAUGACAGAUGCCAAUGGGAAUAUUCAGCAAAGAACAGUGUUGCCAAAACUCGUUAGCUGAGUUUGAAAACCCAAUGCUGUUAAUAUGAGAAAUACAAUGUGGCUGAGCCUUAUUUGUAUGAAAAAUGAGCUCAGAUAUACAUUUUUAUUUGCUCAAUAAAUCUAUUCAUUUGUAUCUUUCAGCACUCAUUUUAAAUGUAAGAAAUGUUGAUUUGUUUUUAUAAAAACACGGGGACAAUGCUUUAAGUUUUUAUACUUAUUUUUUAAAAUGUUUGUCUUCUACAGUACAAUUAGCCUUACUGUAACUAGUGUGACACAGUAAUAAACAUCAGUGGCAGGCCACUGGUUACAACAUGACUGUCAUGCAUUGCAGCGUGGUAUCAAAGGUAUUAACCUUUCUCUUCCAUGACUCAUACUAGUUUUCACCUGGGGUAAAUUUGGAAGACUACUUUUUGGAUUUUAUGGGUUUGGUCUUGAUUCUGUGAACGCUUACACCUAUGACUGACUGGACUCCAGGGAGAACACUCAAAGAAUACAGUUAAGCACUUGUAAACUUGUCAUUUGAAGUGGAGCAUAUUACAUUGGCAUUUUCUGUGUCGUAGCCCAGAGAAAGCAGUGGGAUCACUAAUGAUACGAUCACCUCCUAUGGAAUGCUUUCUCUAUUCAAAAGUAAUGAGCUUUGAUUAAAAUGAACAUUUAAAUAUAUUGCAAAAAAUAAGAAUGCCAGGGCUAAAAUGACUGUCUUAUUUUGCAUGCCAUGUGGUACAGUGAGAGGAAUGGGCAGUCUUGGAAAGCAUGAAGAUGGCAGUGUGUCUGUUCCUCUGAAUUUGAAAGUGACAGAUGAGUUGGUAAAGCAAAAUGUUCUGGACUUCAUUUCAGGUCUAUAACGUUGAGCAUUCACACUGAGGUUCUCUUUUUUUUUUUUCUUUCUUCUCUCCUGGUCUGUUUUUUUCUAAUGUGCAGCUUGGUCUCCCAGAAUCACAUAGACAGAAGUACUCGUUCUGUCAGUUUUAUACUGUAACUUCCAGACUGUUAUACUACAUGUAUUUCAAGAUUGCUUUUACUUCUUCUGACGGUGUUUGUGUGACUGUGAAUUCUCUGGUACAUUUACACUUCAGAUCAAAUCUACAUGUAGGGGCAAACACGAUGUUACAACAUUGCUUCCUGUAGAGGAGUACUUCACCUUAGACAGCUUAACUGUAGCGGGAAACAUCCUCAGUGGAUAGCUUUUCAGUUGAAAGACACCAUCCUAGAUAAUUUCUAAUAAGGGAGAAUUAUCAAAGGAAAGUUAAAUGCUUGGAAUUUGAUUUAAUCUUUGGCAUCUGUAGCUGAAAAUUAACUUUGAAAGAACAGUUAGAGAUAUGUGUAGAUUUGUUCGUGUGUGUGUGUACUAAUGCUUGGUUUUUCUUUCCUUUAACUGCAUUCAUGGAAGAAAGAUGGGCUUUACUGAGGAAUAGUAUCUAGACCUAGGAAAGAAGUAUUCACACGUUGUAGCAUGUUUUCAACAGGAACAGUUUGAAAUCUGAGAUCAGUAUUUUAAUACGUACAAUGGCUGUGGACUACAUUGGAUGUAUAAAACAUAUGAAAAGGGAAUUUUAAAUGAAGUAGAACAUAAUCUAGAAGGGUUUAUGGAUGUUAAAACAGGACAUACUAGAAUGGAUUGCAUUAAAUGUCAGUAACUUUACUUAUAAACAACAUCUAUAUGCACAUAUUUUACUGAGUUACUUGUACAAAUUAUGAAAAAUACUUAAAGCAUGGUCCCCUGAGAGGCCAAGAAAGUUUCCGGUUAAGUUCUCCUUCAUGUUCAUUAAUUUACCACUUACAGCUUAAUUUUCGUUUGUUUGUUGAUUUGUUUUAUUUGUAAUUUAAUGUAAGACUGGGGGAGGGAUAUAAGGACAAAAUGACAGAAUUCUCAGGAAACAUAUCGCUGACCUUCUUGCCAAAAAGUCAACACCUAAAGAAGCUCCAAAAAUAAUUUCUGAGUAGAGGAUGGUAUUUGUUGAUUGAUAACUGUAAAAAUUAGACCGUCAAUCAACCAUUUUUCUUACUUUUUUAAAUAGAAAGAUAAUUUCCUGCCUCUAGUCAAAUUAAAUUAUUUAGUGUUAAAUGUUCACAACUUUAUACAAUGUGUGUAAGUGCAAUAUGUAAACAUGUAUGAAAUCAUGUUAAAAAUGAAAUAUAAUAAUAGAGCUAAGAGAAGUGGAUUUUAGCAUAUGAAUACCCAGUAAAUUAUGGUCAGUAAAUUCUGAGUCUGGAAAAGAGAUAUAUUAAUUCUCAUGUAAAAUUACCUGACUCUCCUGACUGUGGGAAGACGAUAUUGUGUAUUUUUCUACAGUAACAGGGAAUCUUUACUUUCUCCACCACCUACUUGGCUUUACCACUCCUUUCUACCUUAACUCUUCCUGCAAAAGUUAGGAAAUAGGGAUGCUGAUGUUGAGUGAAAGAAGAAUCGCCUUCCUUAAUAUAUUUUAAAGGAGAUAUUGAUACAUGUUUCUGCCUUUCAUGUCAACUUAAGGUAAAAAUAUAAUAUUCAUGGAUCAUAAUGGGCUACAACCACUAAAUUUUUGUGUAACCUGUUCUUAAUGCCAAUAAUGCAUUUAUGAUCCACCUUGGUCAUAAAUGCUACCGGAAACUUAAAGGCCAAAAUAUAGUAUGCAGAGCUAUUUUUUAACCCAGAUGCAGUGGAACUUCCUCUACACUAAAGAAGCAGCUACAUCAUGGUUUUUAUGUGAUGCAGCUGCUUUUUACUGUAGCUUAUUUAUGCCCCUAAAAACAGAGGGGGGAGGACAUUGCCUCUUGCUUUGAUGUGAUUUUAUUCUAAGGGCUCUGAUAAUUAGGCUGAUAGAAGUUGGCUUGGAAACAGUGCUUAGUCUCACAUGUUACCAUUGUCUGGGGAUGUCAGAGCUAUUUUCAGAUUUAGUAAUAGCACAGUAUUCUCUUUGGUUGCAGUCUCACUUGGCUCAGUUUCUUGCACCACUGGUUCAUUACCACUUAAGUGUGUUGGAACAAGAGAGUGAUGCAAGAUAUGUAGAUUAAGGAUAGAGGAUGGAUUGUGCCCUUGGUGUUAACAAUGUGCCUUUUGUUACAAAUGCCGUGUUGUAGGGCAUGCGUCUUGGCCUCUUUAACCCUUGGAAUACUGGUUAGUAGGGAUGAAAACUAUUUUUAAGUGCUAUACCUGUCUUAAAACAUCCUGUAGAUGAUCCAGGCCUUAAUAGAAACAAUAAGGCAAUCACACUGCUAGGGUGGAGAGGAAACUGUUCUUGUAAUAUGUCUCAUUAAGGGGUUAAAGAUGGCCCUUCCUUAUUGGUUGUACUUUAACAUCAAAUUAAUUUUUUUGAAAUAAGUUUUUGUUAUAGUGACACUAGACAGAAGUCAACUGUAUUUGUAAAAAUUUACCUCAAACUCUUUAGUUUUAUAGUGUGAUUUAAUCCCAGGGCAUUUGGUAUGAACCAAAGUGCAUUCCUUUUAUAUGUGCCUGGCUCUUAUAAAGGUGGCCAGGGAUUUUUACAAUUUGGGUGCAAGGCACUUAAGCCACUUUUAACUUGGUGGGUGGUUUGGAGUUAUAAAUGACUUCAUGGGAACGUUGAAAACACUUAAGACAUAAGUAGCAUCGGGCAAUAUUAGAAUCUUUAGGAAAGGGUGUGCAUUAUUUAAUGCUCUCCAUUUGUUAGUAUUUUUUUCUCAUCAGUAAUAUUUGGGAUAAGUACAAAAAGAACUCUUUUUCCAGUCAGCAAAGAUUAGAAUAUUGCCCAGUAUAAUGCUAUGGUAGCAUUUAAAUAAAAUAACAUUUGUGAAUUAUUGUUUCUAGGGGCUUGUACAUCUCUGCUACAAAUUGUAAUUACUCAGUUCAACUGCUACAACUACGUCUAAGCUUGGGUUUUUAUUGGGCAACGACUUAGACACGUGACUGUAAUAUGCUGCAACUGUGUGUGCUGAAAACAUGUGAAAAAUGAUUGAAUGUGGACUGUGUAUAUAUUUAUGUAUAAUUUUCUGUGAGAUGCUGCUGUUGCCACUUAACAUUCAAGAUGUUGUAGUGGGUUUUAAUCCUAGUGGCCAGUUUUAUGAUACUGUAUGUAUUGUACAGCUGAUGACAGGAGUUAAGACUGUUCUAGUGAAUAUUUGUUACAUUUUACUGUUGUGGCCAGAGAUCAUUUCAGAAUAAAAUUUUAUGUCCUACUUUA
Messenger RNA from Neopelma chrysocephalum (saffron-crested tyrant-manakin), 6324 nucleotides. RefSeq names its product dual specificity tyrosine phosphorylation regulated kinase 2 (gene DYRK2). Gene Ontology annotation, cellular component: nucleus. Gene Ontology annotation, biological process: peptidyl-serine phosphorylation; peptidyl-threonine phosphorylation. The coding region runs from base 411 to 2204 and encodes 597 amino acids. The record is from RefSeq and is a predicted model, not a curated record. Gene Ontology annotation, molecular function: protein serine/threonine/tyrosine kinase activity; protein serine/threonine kinase activity; ATP binding. The transcript has 3 exons. NCBI's taxonomy places the organism in Eukaryota, Metazoa, Chordata, Aves, Passeriformes, Pipridae.